Molecule: messenger RNA, 3212 nt
Organism: Alligator sinensis (Chinese alligator)
Lineage: Eukaryota; Metazoa; Chordata; Crocodylia; Alligatoridae
Gene: PDE1A
Product: phosphodiesterase 1A
Exons: 20
Coding region: 243-3089 (948 amino acids)
Biological process (GO): signal transduction
Molecular function (GO): 3',5'-cyclic-nucleotide phosphodiesterase activity
Source: RefSeq, a predicted model, not a curated record
UCGCUACCUCAUGAGGGGAAAGAUGGUUAGGUUCUUGGAGUGAAGAGCAUACUACCAGAUGGAAAAUAAUGAUUGCUGAAUUGGAGGGGUAACUGGGCAGGCUUAAUACAAUUCCCAACAUGGCUAUGAGAGGUUGCCAUUGGAUGGAAGAUUUCAGUUGAGCACCUCAUUAUUCAGCAACUUAAGUACCCAGCUCUUGAUUUGAAGCAGCACUGUCAUCAGCAACUUUGCAGUAUGGUGUAAUGGAAUGUGACACCAGUGUUUGCUGCUGUUUUGGAAGGUCAGCUCUUGAGGUACAGAGGAUAUGUCAUAGCAGGACAGCUACCAUGGGGGCUAGAGCUACUGAAACAACCCGGGAACUGGAAAGCACCUCUCUAAAGUAUCAUCUAGGAGGAAACACUGAAAAAAUGUGGCAACGGCUCAAGGGAAUAUUAAGAUGCUUGGUAAAGCAGCUGGAGAAAGGCGACGUUAAUGUGGUAGAUUUGAAAAAGAAUAUUGAAUAUGCAGCAUCUGUGCUGGAAGCCGUUUAUAUUGAUGAAACCAGGAGGCUUUUGGAUACGGAAGAUGAACUCUCUGACAUCCAGUCCGAUUCAGUCCCGCUGGAAGUACGGGACUGGCUGGCUUCUACCUUCACAAGGAAAAUGGGGAUGAUGAAGAGGAGACCUGAAGAAAAGCCAAAAUUCCGAAGCAUUGUGCAUGCUGUACAAGCUGGGAUUUUUGUGGAAAGGAUGUAUCGAAGGACCUCUAACAUGGUUGGUUUGGCUUACCCAGCAGAUGUGAUAGUAACAUUUAAGGAAGUUGAUAAAUGGUCAUUUGAUGUGUUUGCCCUAAAUGAAGCAAGUGGAGAGCACAGUCUGAAAUUUAUGAUGUAUGAGCUGUUUACUCGAUAUGACCUUAUGAGCCGUUUCAAGAUCCCUGUCCCCAGUCUCAUUUCAUUUGCAGAAGCUCUGGAGGUUGGCUACAGCAAGUACAAAAAUCCUUACCAUAAUUUGAUCCAUGCAGCUGAUGUUACUCAAACUGUGCAUUACAUAAUGCUUCAUACCGGUAUCAUGCACUGGCUCACAGAACUGGAAAUCUUAGCAAUGAUUUUUGCGGCUGCAGUCCAUGAUUAUGAGCAUACUGGGACCACAAACAAUUUUCACAUUCAGACAAGGUCAGACGUUGCAAUUUUGUACAACGAUCGUUCUGUUCUGGAAAAUCAUCAUGUAAGUGCUGCUUACAGACUUAUGCAAGAGGAGGAGAUGAAUAUCUUGGCAAAUUUAACCAAAGAUGACUGGAGGGAGCUGCGUAGCCUGGUCAUUGAGAUGGUCCUAUCUACAGAUAUGUCAGGUCAUUUCCAGCAAAUUAAAACAAUGAGACACACACUGCAGCAGACAGAGGGGAUAGACAAAGCCAAAGCCAUGUCUUUGAUUCUUCAUGCAGCAGACAUAAGCCAUCCAGCAAAAUCCUGGGAACUACACUACCGGUGGACAAUGGCACUGAUGGAGGAAUUUUUUCGACAGGGAGACAAGGAGGCUGCUCUAGGGCUACCAUUUUCCCCACUCUGUGACCGCAAGUCUACAUUGGUGGCUCAAUCCCAAAUAGGUUUCAUUGAUUUCAUAGUAGAACCAACAUUUUCUCUUCUUACGGACUCAAUGGAGAAAAUUGUUAUUCCUCUUAUAGAGGAAGCUUCAAAAUCUGAAACUUCUGCCUUUGGGGCACCCAGCCAGAAUAGCUUGGGAGCAGUAAGCAAUGCUGAAACACAAAGAAGACCUAGUGUGAAAUGUACUACAACUGAUGGAGGGUCUUCCACAGAAAAUUCUCUAGCAACUGUAGACCUAAAAAGCUUUAAGGAGAACUUGGUACAGAUCAUUCAAGCAAACAAAGACAGGUGGAAAGAAUUAGCAGCUCAAGGAAACGAAAGAUCUGCAAUCCAAGAUAGGAGAAGAGCAGAAGUACAGGAGACAGUACCAAGCUGUAGAGAAAGUUCUUCACAAUCUGUUAAACCCUAUCCUGUCUCAACUCCACCAGCAAGUGUUCCAGCUAGUUCUGUACCACAGUCUUCUGAUAGUAAUAUAGCUGAGCCAAUGGAAGUCAACAUUUUAGUUUAUAAUGCAGACCCAUCAGAGCUCCUACAGCCACAAGACAGUGAUAUUAUGGAAACAACAGAGUCAUAUGAGGAUUUCAUAGGGAAUGAAGCUGCAUGGAGCAAAGUGGGUCAGGACGUAGAGUCAGAUAUACAAGAGAUGAGAGACAUGAUACCGAGGACGAGGAAUUUGCGUCCUAAUGAGAGUGAUGAUAUCAUCAUAGAGCAGUACAUACAUGAUGAUCCUCAACGUGAAUCCUGUGCACUAACCAGUCCCUUGGGUUGCCCUGCUGAAACUUUUCCAGAACAGACAGAUAACUUCUCUUUUUUUCAGGCAGCUUUGACUAAGAGUGACAUGGAAAUUUUAUCACUGUGGAAUGAAGAACUUGUGAGAAAUGUUGGUGAACAGCAAAAAGACCAAAGCAGAAAGUCCACAGAUGCACAAUUACAGGAAGAAGCAGCAAGGACACAAAAUGAGAGUAGUCAGGGAAGUGAUGGCACAGCUGUACCAAGACCCUCUACUCCUAGAACCAUCGUCCUACAAGUAAUCACUUUCGACUCUUCUCCUAGUGAAUCCAGCUUGGAGAAAUUCAUUAACUCUGAUCCAAACCAGAAAGAUCUCACCAAGGCACAGCAAGAAACACAGCCCACAGACCCAUUAAAUGCUCUGCUUGCAAUGCCACCACCAAGGACACACAGGGUACCAAGGAAGGCUGCCACCAAUGCAUGCACAGACAGGUUUGUGAAUGUCCUCAGAGACUGUGAGUAUUGGCUGCAUGAGAUGGUGAGACAGAUCCAUCUGGCUAUGGACAGAUUCAUGACUGUCCAGCACAACAGGAAUCACUCCAAGUCCAAGAGGCAUUCCCAGACCCAGGAGAAUCGGCAAAUAAUGGCUGGGCUCCUUGAAAUGUUUCUAUGCCUGCUGGUGACUGGUCUUGCUCCUUCCCAGGAGUGGGACAGGCUGGUAUGGAUCCAUGCUCUGCCAUCCACCAAUUCUCAGUCAAGCUUGGAAAGUGGACCUUAGAGCCAAGAUCUUUUAGUUAGAAAUGAUUAUUGCUUAGAUUGAUUUUUUUUCAUGAAUCAUGCAUUGUUACGGUAGUAAAAAGAAAUUCCUCUGUUGUAGUAAUUAUGGAUUGUUAUCUUAUAA